This is a messenger RNA of Cariama cristata (Red-legged seriema), 536 nucleotides long. Its product is annotated as transmembrane protein 117-like. Gene Ontology annotation, biological process: intrinsic apoptotic signaling pathway in response to endoplasmic reticulum stress. The record is from RefSeq and is a predicted model, not a curated record. The annotation marks the transcript as partial. NCBI's taxonomy places the organism in Eukaryota, Metazoa, Chordata, Aves, Cariamiformes, Cariamidae. The transcript has 5 exons.
AUGGGUACGGCAUCGGAGGUCCUGCGGUCCUGUACCGGGGUGCCGCAGUUCAGGAUGUGCGCGCACCCGGCCGGAGCCCGGCGGUCCGGGCAGCGGCGAGUGUCUGUCCAGAUGCGUGUACAGAAGCUGGUUCGGAAGUGUAUAGUUUAUGAAACAGUGGUUUUCACCAAGUCUGGAAAACGCUCAGGUCAAAACGCGUACCCCCGUCAGCUGCUCCGUCUGAAAAUGUUCCGAGAGGACCAUGGGUCUUGGAUGACGAUGUUCUUCAGUACCAUCCUCUUCCUCUUCAUUUUUUCUCACAUUUAUAAUCUGUUCCUGAUUAUGGCAGGGAAUAUGAGUGCGUACAUUAUAACAGACUUCAUGGGCAUCAGGAAUGAAAAUUUUAUGAAGGUAGCUGCGGUUGGGACUUGGAUGGGAGAUUUUGUCACAGCGUGGAUGGUCACUGAUAUGAUGCUCCAGGACAAACCCUACCCAGACUGGGGAAAGUCUGCCAGAGCUUUCUGGAAGAAAGGAAACAUUAGGAUCAUUUUAUUCUG